Zychaea mexicana is the source of this 2144-nucleotide messenger RNA. RefSeq lists its product as uncharacterized. The record is from RefSeq and is a predicted model, not a curated record. The transcript is spliced from 3 exons. Lineage: Eukaryota; Fungi; Mucoromycota; Mucoromycetes; Mucorales; Lichtheimiaceae. Bases 83 to 1828 code for a protein of 581 amino acids.
GUAUUCUUUUCCUGCUGCGUUGGACACUUUGGUUUAGCAUUUCCCAUUGUUGUCUGGUUUUCGGCUCUAUCUUUUUCUCAAAAUGACGCGUGUAACAUACGACACGUUUCAAUUUAGCGAAGGAUGUAGUGGUGGGUGGCUUCCUGGCCCUUAUAUUUCUCCAGCAAAUCCUGCCCCGAUACACGGCCGAAUUAUAGCGUCUUCACGAAUCCGGACAGCAUAUAUGCCUACUCGUCUUGUUCGCGUUUCCGACAUGCAAGUUGUGCAAGGCUCAACAGUGACAGAAAGAUAUUGCGCACUCUCUUAUGCCCGAAGCAACAGAGCUCAAAAAUCAGACCCGGAUACCGAUAAUCAACAGCAUGAAAUCAUCACAUACGAUGAAGACGACAUCCAAGAAAUACUAGCGAUAAAAUCGACAAAAACAAGGACCGCGAGAGCAGCACAGACAUAUGCAGUGGCAGAUGCUGUAGCGAAUUCGACAACUCACAGAGUUACUUUUCAAAAACUUAUUCAACGAAUAUGCCAAGAUUUCGGAAUUCGGUACAUCUGGUAUGACCAAUUUUGUGACGUUCAUCAAACCGAGCAAGAAAACGAAGGAAUCAAAGACAUGCACCAGAUUUAUCGCAAUGCGCAUUAUACAGUAGCUCUCAUCCCGGAGCUGACAUACGAUCCUAAAGAGGACGUUAUUGGAGCAGACAACUGGCAGAAUGCGAAGCGAAUGUGCACGAAGGUGGCCAAUUCCGAGUUGUGUAACCAAACAUGGCCAUUUGCAGAAGCAUUCAUAUCAAGAAAUUUACUUAUUGUGGGCCGCAAUACGCACGCGUGGUCAGCUAGCAUUGGGGAUCCAAGAAGAAGCACCACAAUGGAUAUGACUCGCACUACCAAGAUGUUUGUUUAUUCACUUUGCUCAUCCUCCGUAUCAAAAACAGCUAUAUCGUCGCCAUGGAGCACUAGGGCUAUUUUGCAGCAUUUUCGUAGCAAGCGAAACACCUACAGCACAUACGAUUCAGUCUCUGCACUAGCCAGCAUUUUCAACUGUGUAAUCCCCGAGAUGAACGACUUGAUUCGUUAUGAUCAAUCGGUCGACGAGCUGAUGCUUCGGUUUUAUGGACUACUCGUGCAAUACGACGCUUCGUUACUCUGUAUUGGGGAACCCACCUCCGCUACCACCGCAACUGCUACUUUUAUCGACGAAAAGCGUCACGGUGAUGAGCGGGCAGUACUCGUGUCUUGGAUGGGUGAUAUUUACAAAGGAUGUCGAUAUCAAGAUAUGGAAUUUAUUCCCCGCCAAGUACAAAAUAUCGACAUUUCCGGGACGUUGAUGCAUAUAAAAUGCAAAUGCAUCUCGGUUUCCAUCAACAAAGAUACUAGUAGUCGAGUCGUACCAGAGGACCUUUACUUUCGCCAAGGAGAACAAGGAAAACCUGUCACCGAUAAAUCUCUGACGUUCCUCUCCUGCUCGAUCGAGACGGAGCCAUGUGAAUUUAGUAAUUCACAUAUCAUUGCUUCUGUCUAUGGUUUAGAUAUCUCCUGCUGGCUCCCGCUUCGGGAAGAUGGCGGUCUUUGGGUUAACUGCUCGCCAACCGAAUCGAGUUAUAAUGGUGGAUGUCUCUCACUCACAGAUGAUGACUGUACCGAAUGUCUCAUUCUUACCGACCUCGAGUUUGAGACAUACAACAACAGCUAUAGAGCAUUACCAAUCGUCGCUAUUACUACAGAACAUGUUGAUGGGGAUGAUGAACACUACAAAUUCAUCGGUUUAUGCAUUUUGUAUAAAACCAUGCCUCUCAAGUGGAUAGAAAUCGAACGAGAACUUGUAAUUGAAUAGUCGUUUUAACGUUUAAACUAUUUUUUUUCUCUCAUAAAUCAUUAGUAUUUUUCAAAUAUUAGUACAGAUAUACAAGAUGAACAAGAUGAAAGGAGGAGAAAGAGACGGCUUGCCCGUUCAAAUGUCUAGAUAGGUCUCAUCGCCAGGAUAUGCCAAGAAAGAAUGGUAGCCCUCCUUUGCUCUAGCAGUAUCAGUUUCUUUAACUUUACCCUGCUGUGCCAUUACAGUCGAGAUACGUCUAUCGCUUGUUCUCAAUGCACCCAAACCGCUUUAGUGGCAAUAUUAUUGUAUUCCUUAAAAGAUACCAUGGUGUGAA